CUUAAGAAAAAAAAAAGUAAAUUGUUAAAACAGGGGAGAAUUCUGAUCUUUGCUCACUGUGCAUGGAGCACGAGCACAAAUGACAAAACGGUAAUGAGGAGUGACUCAAUGAGUCUAAGAUCUUGACGUUUCUAAUAGGGGCUAGGGCUCCAUGUUUGCAAAUCCAAAUUCAAUUCUCCAACAUCAUCAACUCAUCAUCUAAUUCGGCAUUACUUUAAUUAACAUGUUGGGCGGAAAAUUCAAAAUGAAAUCGAUUUUGCAUCAUCAUCAUCAGCAGCAUCUUUCGUGUAAUUCUGAUCCCAGUAUGCGUUUCUACACCAUUGCAAUGGCUAGCAAAAGUAUUGUAAAUGCACCAUCUUCAAUAAUCUUCCACAUCCCAGAACAAUCUAUCAAUUCCACUCAAGUUCAAACUCACACAGGCCAAGAUAUUAUCAAAUUGAACUCAGUGAUCACCCAUCACAUGAGAAGAGGCCAAUGCGAAUCAGCCCUCCAUGUGUUCAAUUCCAUGCUGCGUAGAACUGUUGUAUCUUGGAACUCUAUGAUUUCUGGGUACUUGUCAAAUGAUAAAUUUCAGGAUGCACACCAAGUGUUUGAAAAAAUGCCUGUUAGAGACUUGUUUUCUUGGAAUUUAAUGUUGAAGGGUUAUGCCCAGUUUCAUGAUUUAACAGCUGCUAGGUGUUUUUUUGAGAAAAUGCCCAAAAGAGAUAUUGUCUCUUGGAAUACAAUGCUAUCAUUGUAUGCCCAAGGUGGGUUCGUUGAUGAAGCCAGAAAACUGUUUGAUGGGAUGCCAAAUAAGAAUUCUAUAUCAUGGAAUGGAAUAUUGUCUGCUUAUGUGCAAAAUGGGAGGGUUGAUGAGGCUGCAGCAUUAUUUGCGUCUAGACAAGUGUGGGAAUUGGUGGCUUGGAAUUGUUUGAUGGGUGGUUAUGUCAAGAGUAAUAGGCUGGUAGAAGCCAGAGAACUUUUUGAAAGGAUGCCAACUAGAGAUGAGGUUUCAUGGAGUACUAUAAUAUCGGCUUAUGCUAAAAAUGGGUGUGUUGCAGAAGCUGAGAGUUUGUUUCUAAUGUGUCCGAGCAAGGAUGUUUUUACGGGGACAACAAUGGUUUCUGUGUACAUACGAAACAACAUGUUGGACGAGGCUCGGAGAGUAUUUGAUCAAAUGCCAAGAAAGAAUGUAGUAACAUGGAAUUCUAUGCUAGCAGGAUAUGCUCAUUGUAAAAGAAUGGAUAUAGCAAGGGAAUUCUUCGAAGCAAUGCCUACUCGUAGUGUUACUUCUUGGAAUACAAUGAUCAGUGGCUAUGCUCGGAGUGGUGAUAUUACAGAAGCUAGAUUGUUGUUUAGUAAGAUGCCUUUGCGGGAUGCUAUCUCCUGGUCAGCAAUGAUUUCUGCGUGCGCUCAAAAUAGUGAAUGUGAGGAAGCUUUACACCUAUUUGUAGAGAUGCUAAGAAACAGGGAAAGGCCAAAUAAGUCCGUCUUCACCUGUGUUUUGAGCACAUGUGCUGAUACUGGUGUUCUAGAAUUUGGUAUGCAAGUACAUGGGAUAGCUAUAAAAGUAGGAUUAAAAAGCUCAACCUAUGUUGGUAAUGCAUUGGUUGCUUUGUAUUGCAAAUGUGGAAGUAUCGAUGAAGCGAACUAUGUCUUCAAAGUCAUUAUAGAAAAAGAUACCGUUACAUGGAAUACGAUGAUUGCCGGCUAUGCAAAACACGGGUUUGGCCAACAAGCUCUAGGAGUGUUUGAGUCAAUGAUUAAAGCUGGAGCUAGAGCUGAUGAUGCAACUAUGGUGGCUGUGCUGUAUGCAUGUGCUCAUGCUGGUUUUAUUGAUAGAGCGAAACGAUAUUUCUAUGCGAUGUACUCUGAUUACGGGAUUGUUCCAUGCCCGCGACACUAUACAUGCAUGAUUGAUCUUUUAGGCCGAGCAGGCAGGUUAGAAGAAGCCCAAAAUUUGAUAAGGAACAUGCCAUUUGCGCCAGAUGCUGCGGCAUGGGGUGCCUUGUUAGGUGCAGCUAUGGUUCAUAGGAAUGUAGAACUUGCAGAAAAGGCUGCAGAGAUCAUCUUUGAUUUGGAGCCUACUAACUCAGGUAUGUAUGUGUUGCUUUCAAAUUUAUAUGCUGCUUCAGAAAGAUGGUAUGAUGUUCGGAAAAUGAGAUUGAGAAUGAGGGAUAAAGGGGUGAAGAAAAUGCCGGGGUAUAGUUGGCUUGAAGUGCAAAACAAGAUUCAUACAUUUGUAGCUGGAGAUACAUUCCAUCCCGACAAUAAUCGUAUAUAUGCGUUUUUAGAAGAGUUGGAAUCACGGUUGAAGCAAGAUGGAUAUGUGUCGUCCAUAAGGUUGGUGUUACAUGAUGUUGAUGAGGAAGAAAAAGAGCAUAUGCUCAAGUAUCAUAGCGAAAGAUUAGCCGUUGCUUAUGGGAUUUUAAGCUUACCUGCACAAAAACCAUUACGCAUCAUGAAAAACCUGAGGAUUUGUGAAGAUUGCCAUACGGCUAUUAAGCAUAUCUCGAAGCUUGAAGACCGAUUGAUAAUAGUGAGGGAUCCUAAUCGAUUUCAUCAUUUUAAGGAAGGAUCAUGUUCUUGUGGUGAUUAUUGGUGAGAACUAUGUGAAAAAUGAUGUGACAUUUUUUAUGAUUGGCCAUAACUUCGUGUGUUAUCUGUGGGAUCUCUACCUUUCCUUAACCAGCUGCUAAUUCACGCAGAAUGAGAUUCAAGCUGAUAAUUGAUUGCAAUAAAUGGUGCAUACAGUUACUACUAUAAAGCCUACAAGUAAAUGAAAUGGAAGAAUGGGUUCUCAAAGUUUUGGAACUUUGAUAUAUACAGUUCUGACGGCCUAUUUGGUAAUUGGUAGUAAAUGCUGAGAAUGGUAAUGGAAAGUUAGCGUAAAUUUAGUAGGAAUAUCUCUUGACAAAUUGAAUGGUCAUGCUUAUUCUCCUGCAACAAUCUCAUUUUCUUCGCAAAAUUCAUUCCAAUAUAUUACCAUUUGAACAUGUGCUAUUAGGUGGUAAUGGAAAAUUGUGAAUAAAAGAACGUUUUUAUGAUCAAUCUUUUAUUACUAUGGGAAUGACAUGAUACAUAUCAUGAAAAUUCACAGUAUUAAGAAUUCUCAUUACCAUCAAUUAAUACCGUUAAUUAAAUGGACCAUCAGUUCUGUCCAACUAAAUCUGAUUGUGUGGGGUGAAAUUCGAAACAUAUCGUCGUGAAUUCCCAUCACAAAUCACCUGCCAAAUCGCAAAUCUUUAGGAGGGUCCAAAUGCCAGAGAGAGAAGUUCAUAUAUUGAUACCCAAAAUGGUUAGUUUGUGAGUUUAGUUUAUGAAAUUUCUAUAUCUAAAUUUACUAAUUCUAGCCUGUUUCUAAAAAUCUAAUUUGAUUGUUGAUUAACAUUUUUUAGUAACUUGUUCAAGAAUGGAGAAUGUAGUUUCAAGCGGGAAAAGUAUUGUAUUUUACUUGAUUAAUCAGAAGAUCUACUAAGAACACUAAUGGAAAAGGCCAUGAUUUCGGGUGAGCUGCAGGCAGAGAGGAGAAACACAGAGGAAAGUCAAACAAACUUCAUUUAAAGAAACAAGAAGCAAGCAGGGAUCCAUCUUUUUGAAUAAUGAAGUUAUUGACAGCCGUAGAUUAGCAAGGGAAAAUCGAGCUAUUGCCCUGGGCCCCAAACUUUUUUGGGCCCAAAAUAAUAUAUUUUCAGGUACAAAAUUGAUAUUAACUUUUGCUCUGGGGUCCAAAAAUGAACUAGACGGCUUGAAGCAUAUUCAUUGUGUGUGGAACUAAUGAAGUUAGGGGUUAACCUUACUUAUGGUUUUAUGGCUACUAUUUAGCAUUGCAUUGACACACUUCAAAUAGGAUGUAUUGUUAUGUACUUGAUGUUGUUCACAUGUGGAAAUUUCAUAUAAUGAAGUGUAUUUGUUAUGGUAUAUCAAUGACUUUGUGUAUUUGUGGCAAACUUGUGUAUAUCCACACUUAAAGUUGCAUAUUCUCAAAUGACUUUGUUGAAGGCGUCCACUCUAAUGGAAAUAAAGCAUAAUGUGGCAAACAUCCAUUUACACAUUUUGAAUUGCAUAAUGUGGGCUGUGGCAAACCAUUUACAUGUUGACUACUUACUAAUUAUCCCAAAUACCUAUUUGCUCCCAUUAUAGCCGGUGUAGGAGGGAAGAGGUAGGACUGUAGAUUCACUAGGUAUGUUGGAGGCAAAUAUAUAGCAAAGAUUGAAUCAUUAGAUAAUAAUCUAAAGGUGAGAUUUUUCACAGCGAAUAAUUAAGAAGUUGGAUUGUUUUUCGACAAUUUUUCCAAAUUUAAAUUAUUCAUUUUCUAUUUCAUUCAUGUCCUCCCAAUCAUCUUUGGUCUUUCUCUGUUUCUCUUCACCAUUUAGGCUCUUACUUAUCUCGUAUGUGCUAAAGUAAAACAUCAUGUACUUCAUUUUACUUCGUAAUUUAAACACUCGUGACUCCAACUCUCGACUCCAUCGUUCUAAGUUAGUACUAAUCCUUUUUCGGUCUCAUCUACUGAUACAAUGUCAUGUGCGAAUUUAUUAUAGCUAGGAUAAUGUAAAAAGUACUCCCUCCGUUCUUUUUUUAUCUUCCACUUUGGGUUUUUCACAUAUAUUA
Molecule: messenger RNA, 4590 nt
Organism: Amaranthus tricolor (Joseph's coat)
Lineage: Eukaryota; Viridiplantae; Streptophyta; Magnoliopsida; Caryophyllales; Amaranthaceae
Product: pentatricopeptide repeat-containing protein At4g02750
Exons: 2
Coding region: 224-2584 (786 amino acids)
Biological process (GO): RNA modification
Molecular function (GO): zinc ion binding; RNA binding; protein binding
Source: RefSeq, a predicted model, not a curated record